UCGUACUAACCGACAAUCGAGUUAGUAUGACUUAAAAAGCGGGAGUGAAGCGUCUUGUUGCUCUGCUCUCUAACCUAAAACAUAUUCUGUGUAAAUUGGGCUGCAAGAAUUUAACUGCAAUGGAAACAUGCGAACACUAUGAAGAAGCUCCGGCGAUUAAAGCCCUCGGCUUCCGUUUCAAGCUCACUGAAGUCUACUUGUGGGAUGAUGGUUCAAAAGAGACGCGAGAAGUUCCCUUACGUAAAUACAAAAAAUUUUCCGAGAGUGAUGAGGACAAUGAUGAACCAAGCGUCCCUUCGCCAACUAUUGAUGCUGGUGCUUUGCCAGAAGAUGUUGAACUAGCCAGGCAGAUGAGUGCUUUAGGACUUCCCAUGUGCUUCCGAACCAGCAAAAAGAUGACAAGCAAGGUGCCAAAAUUCAAAAGGAAGGGCCCACACUUGAAGCAUUCUCAUGAGCAUGAAGAAAAUGAGGACGAAUUGCUAGAAUUAAACGAAGUGAGUGAGCUAGAGAUUGUAUCACCUCGUGUUUUUAAUGAUAGCAAAAGCAAUUCUUUAUGUUGCAUGUCAAUGGCGAUUGCAGUGGAUGUUAGACCCCAAUGCCUGAAUAGUGAAGGAGAAGAUUCCGUAAAUUCUGUUUUGGUUACUGAUGUUGCUGCCAAGGAACAAACCUAUGAUGCGACAUGCGAUGUCUUGUCUAAUAAUGGCGAGUGUGACUCUGGACGACAUUCCGAUGUUCCAUUCAAGGGUGUUGCUAUUGCAACAACUUCAACUAAUUUAGGUACUAGACUUUCUCCAGAGUGCUAUUUGAACGAUGGAGUUGUUGACCAAGGAAAUAUAGUAUUCUGCAGGAGCUUAAUGGAAUGUGAAUGCCCAGAAUAUUCAUCGGUUAUUCAUAAUGAUGUUGAAGAUGAGAAAUUCUGCAAUGAAGACAGCAAUGGGCAAACUGGUGUUUCAGAAUCUGCUGAAUACUCACUGAAUUCUGAAGUUCUUGAGCCCUUUGAAGUUAAAAGGCAUGAAAGUAAUGAUGAUUUGGUAGAUUGGCAGGUGUACUGGGAUUCGUUCUACUCGAGAAACUACUUCUACAAUGUCAAAACAAAUGUUUCUACAUGGUUCCCACCGCCAGGCAUGGAGCAUCUAGCAUCCCUACAUUUCUCUGAAAAGUCCAGUGAUGUGAUUGCUGAGCAUACCGAAAUGGAUGUUGACGGUUCAUUUUCUUGUCAUCCGCAACAAAGUGGCGAGUUUUUACAGAAUGAUAGUAGCUUAGACGAUCGGCCACCUGAGGAACAGUUAACGGGGAUUGGAUUUGCUGCUGAUAGCUUGACAGUUUCCCUCACUGAAGAAGUGUCAGAGAGUGGUCAUCCACAGACAAAGAUUGUCGAUCCUGCAACUGAUGAGCUGGAUAGUCAGUUUGAGCCUGCUAUGACAAAACAGAAAAAGAAAGCUAGAAGAAUGCGACUACGUAGGAAGUCCACCAAGAAUGAUGAAGAGCUUCAAUUCCAAGGAAUAUCGAAAGAAUAUGCUGCCAGUAUUGGCAAAUACUGGUGCCAAAGAUACCUAUUGUUCUCAAGAUUUGAUGACGGUGUAAAAAUGGAUGAAGAGGGGUGGUUUUCUGUCACUCCUGAGCUUGUAGCUCAGCAUCAUGCCAUUCGUUGUGGUAAUGGCACCAUAAUAGACUGUUUUACUGGAGUAGGUGGAAAUGCCAUCCAAUUUGCAAUAAGGAGCAAACAUGUAAUAGCAAUUGAUAUUGAUCGCAAGAAGAUUGAUUAUGCAAUUCAUAAUGCUGCCAUAUAUGGAGUUGAUGACAGAAUAGAUUUUGUUGAAGCAGACUUUUUUCUUUUGGCUCCAAAGUUGAAGGCAGACACUUGCUUCUUGUCACCUCCCUGGGGAGGACCUGAUUAUGCCAAAGUAAAGACAUAUGACAUCCAAACAAUGCUUAAACCUCACAAUGGAUAUUCUCUCUUUAACACUGCAAAGGGUGUUGCUGGCAAGAUUGUAAUGUUUCUGCCAAGAAAUGUUGAUGUAAAUCAAUUGGCAGAGUUAUCCAUGUCAACCACUCCUCCAUGGUCACUAGAGGUUGAGAAGAACUAUUUGAAUGGCAAGUUGAAGGCAAUAACAGCUUACUUCAGUGAACCACAGUAGGGAAAACAUGAAUCAGCUUAGUUCACUUGUUGCGUGGACACAAUGGAGCUACUACGGCUAAAAUUUUAGACAUUGAGCCGCCAUGAAACUCUGACUUACGCCUGAUGCGUAGUUGUUAGCAACUUAGCAUAUCUCAUAGAUCACUUUUGUCCCAAAAAAACUUAUGAAGUGACAUUUUGUUUUAUUUUGUGAACAUACAUUCUGUAGUAGCCUGCAUUAUGAUUAAUCAGAAAGUUCCAGGUGCAGUUGUACAA
Tripterygium wilfordii is the source of this 2392-nucleotide messenger RNA. RefSeq names its product trimethylguanosine synthase-like. The record is from RefSeq and is a predicted model, not a curated record. The transcript has 11 exons. Gene Ontology annotation, molecular function: protein binding; RNA cap trimethylguanosine synthase activity. The coding region runs from base 120 to 2138 and encodes 672 amino acids. Gene Ontology annotation, cellular component: nucleus. Gene Ontology annotation, biological process: 7-methylguanosine cap hypermethylation; 7-methylguanosine RNA capping. Lineage: Eukaryota; Viridiplantae; Streptophyta; Magnoliopsida; Celastrales; Celastraceae.